UAUGAAGUCGCUACAUACUGAGAGGUAAACGAAGUUGUUGGAGGUAACGGGGGUCUAUCCGUAUGUUUAGCCUGUGUGUAUGAGCUCUCUACACGUCUUUAUAGUAUAACAGGUGAUGGGGGGUCUAACACAGAGGAUUUUACCCUAAAUCUGACUGGACUGGACUGGGAUUGGCAGGGAAACAGCUCAGCUAAUUAACAGCUGUGCUCAGACAGACCGGAGAAGCUGCUGCGCCCUGCUGCUGGAAUUUUAAACAGAAGUCCUGCCAUUCUUCUCUUGACAGCAGGACAACAGUUUUUAAAAGCCAGCCGCUGCUAAGGGGUAACUGUGCUCGCUUUCUAAUACUAGCUAAUCUAUAACUGUAGCUAGAUGAAGUACCCAGGACUGACGUGUGUAAUUUGACAUAAUGUAGCUAAGAUAAGCUAAGCUAGCUAUAUGCGCUUUAUUAUAACGGUAGACUGUGUUAUUCUGCUAGCUAGCCAGCUAACGGGAGACCAGCUGCGGGGAAUAUCAGUGGUGUGAGCUAUGAAUUACUUUAUUAUUAUUAGAAAAUUGUUUUAAAAAUAGCUAAAACACAAGCUAAACAGAUAGCUAACUCAAUAGCUAGCUAAUUAAGCUAUCCGUUAGCUCGCUAGCUAGGUUAGCUAGUUAACUAGCUAGCUCAAGUGACGAGUGUCUUUAAAUGAUACUUGAAAGUUAUAGCUAGCUUAUCUGAUUCACAUAGCGUGAUAACUAGCAACCCAACUUAGCUAGCUAAUAACUAAUGGUAAGCUUCUAGCUAGUUAGCUAGUAAAACCUUAAAGUGGUAGAUUAGCAAGAUAGCUAGCUGGAAAUCUAGCAACCCCUAACUAGCUAACGUUAGCUAAUAACUCAAUAUAAACUAGCUAGCUGAUAACUUCACUGUAAGUAGUAGUUAGAUUAGCAAGAUAGCUAGCCGGAGAGUUAGCACACCCCUAGCUGACAAGUCCACUAGCUAACUUAACCAGCUAAGUUAGCUAAAAACUAAAGCUAAGCUAACUAAUAACUUAAAUUAAGUGCUAGGCUAGCAUGCUAGCUAACUGGCUAGAUAGCAACCUCUAACUUAGCUGACUGGUCCACUUGCUAGCUUACCUAACUAGCUAACGUUAGCUGGUGAAAGACUAAAGCUAACCUAACUAACGGAUAACUUACUUACGCUAAGUGCUAGGCUAGCAUGCUAGCUAUCUAGGUAACUAGCAGCCCCUAACUGACAAGUCUACGAACCUAGCUAACCUAAAGAGUUAGCUAAGUAAUGUUCGCUAGCGCUAACCGGUUAGCUUUGUAGCUAUGCUAAUUUGCUAGUUAGCUAGCUAAUUAAAAUGUUGACACAAGACUUUCUAUCAGAUGUUAGGUAGUAAGCUAGCUAGCACGUUAAUAUAGUCAUAACGCUUCUAUCCUGCGUUAUGUUAAGCUAGCUAGUUACAUUAAUCCAUCACUGUCGCUCUAUUGAGGUCUUUAGCUAGGUUAGCUGAAAGGAUGGAAAGUCAGGAGGAGGGAAAGUCCAUUAGCGCUAGCCGCUCCAUCCCUGUACUUAUCGAUUAGGGACCAUUAGUGUAUGCUCUUAUUAGUUAUUUAGGGAUCUGUUGGAGAACUGGGAUCUAUAUUUGUAAAAACAAGCCCCGCUAAAUUGCUCCAGCAUGGAUAACGCCGGGGUCAGCGUGCUGUCAAGAGCCGGGGAAGGGGCAGCAGCAGCGGCUCACAGUCUGUCCGCGUUAGCCCCCUCCAACUCCUCUCAGCCCGGCUCUGAUAUCAAGGGCUGCGCCAACGGGGACCUGAUGGACUCUUUCGGCAUCUUCUUACAAGGCCUCCUAGGAGUGGUGGCCUUCAGCACACUUAUGUUGAAGCGCUUCAGAGAACCCAAGCACGAAAGAAGACCCUGGAGAAUCUGGUUUCUGGACACCUCCAAACAGGCCAUUGGGAUGCUGUUCAUUCACUUUGCCAAUGUCUACCUGUCUGACCUCACAGAGGAGGACCCAUGUUCACUAUACCUCAUAAACUUCCUGUUGGAUGCUACGUUGGGUAUGCUGGUGAUCUAUGGUGGCGUGAGGGCCGUAAGUGCUGUUGUCGAGUGGAGGCAGUGGGAUUCGCUACGCUUCGGAGAGUACGGAGAGCCAGUGCAGUGCACUGCCUGGGCGGGCCAGUGUGCGCUCUAUAUCCUCAUUAUGAUGUUCGAGAAGGUGGUCAUCAUCCUGGUGCUGCUCAUCCCGCAGUGGAAGAAGCUGGCUAUGCUGAACCCUAUUACAAACCCACAUCUGGAGCUGGCCAUCGUCAUGCUAAUCGUCCCCUUUUUUGUAAACGCUCUGAUGUUCUGGGUAGUAGAUAACUUCCUGAUGAAGAAAGGCAGGACAAAAGCCAAACUAGAGGAAAGAGAGGUGGGGGACGACUCUCGCGGCAGCAGCAAAGUGCGCUACAGGCGAGCCAUGUCUCACGAUGACUCAGAGUCUGAGAUCCUUUUCUCUGCAGACGAUGAAAUGGAGGAUUCGGAUGGUGACGAAGAUGUACGUAGGCUUACUGGUCUCAAACCAGUUAAGAAGAAAAAGCACAGGCUGGGUAUUCCCGUCUGAUGACGGUCAAGGGUUUAGACACUAUAGGUCCCCUACGUUCACGUUACGUUACCCACUCACCCUGCUGCCUUCUGCCGGCCGAACUGAGAGAACAGCACUGAGCCAAAUAAUCAAAUCUGUGCGGAGGUGAGAUCUGUAAGGAAAAGGUGAGGCAUAGGAAUUUGUCGUGAUGGUCUGAUGAUGGAGCCAUGAUGCUUUGGAAGUGUAUCCUUGUCAUGGAAUUUGGAGGAAAAUAAUUACAAUCUUUCUCUUUGUCACAACAGAGGUACCUUUUUUUUUCUAUUGACUUGACAAAAAAAUGAAACAUUUAUUUGUGAGAUCCAUUAACGGAUUUUUCUCCAGUCUUUCUCACACCUUUUUGGAAUUGGGAUGAUUGUGACCAAUUAAUUCCGGACUUUUUAAGGAAGCAGUGGGCGUCAUUAAAACUGUACUGACUAUAAUCUGCUGGCUGACAGUGACCUAAGUGGAUCUAAGCAUCUCCAGUUGUAGUAGAUCGGAUAUUGUGAUACAUACUGUAUGGAGAACAUGGAUUCAUGAUGGUGCUCAGGAACACUGAGCACAGUCACACUCACUCCCAGCCUUCAAGCACACCUUUACUUUUUUUUUUUUUUUUUUUUUUCUUUCUUUCAUUUUUUAUCUAACUAGCACAUUGUCAGUUCUGUGAGAACAACAUUCCUACUAUAAAUACUAUAAUAGGACAUGCAGGACGUGCUGACCAGGAUGGGAGGUUUUGGGAAUAACUGCAUAAGGCAAAGGUUUGUUUUCUGUUUCUGUGAGUCUGUCUGGGUCUGUUUGUGUGUUUUAAACUCAGGAACAAAUGGUUUGGUCUGCAGUAUUAUAUCGCAAUCCUUUAUAACAGCUUAUAAACACUGACAUGCCACACAACACAACACAUUCCCAGCUUCGGAAAAGGAAUUUCACACAUUAUCAGGCUUCCCUCAAACUCUGAUACUACAAGCCGCCUUGCCAUGAGCACUAUGUCCAAUGUUCAAGCUCAUUCACAGUGUAGCACCUCACAAUUUAUUAUACAGGUAUUGUGGGUGUUUCCUGAGGUAACACUUCUUCAUUAUUUGUGAUAAGUUACUUACUGCUGUCCUGUGACUUUUAGCGUGUCGUGUAUUACUUAUCCAGAUCCACAUAACAAGAAGGUUGUGUAAUUAUCAACCAUUAUCAGCUUCCAGAAAGCAAAGGAAGAGGAUAUCAGGUCUUGAUUCGCAGUCAUGCAUUUUAGAGUUCCAGGAUAAGUUUCUCAGACCUAUUCAGGGUUAGUCCUGACCUACAUUAAAGUAGUAAAUCUCUGUUUUAAAAAGCUAGUGGUCCAGCGGGGUAAGCGCUGCCACUAUGAUCAUGAAAUCGCCGGUUCGAAUCCUGUUUAUGUAGCUUGCCAUCGACUACCAGAGCCCUGAGAGGUCACAAUUGGCCUUGCUCUCUCCCCACAUCACUCCAAAGGGUGAUGUCUGCAGCACAAGGCACAAGUCGCUGCGCUUUCCUCCAAGCGCGCUGUGAUGCUACUCGGCGGUGCUACAUCAGCAGCAGUUGGAAAAGAGAUGGUGGCUGACUUCACAUGUGUCAGAGGAGGUGUGAGCUAGACUUCACUCUCCUGGUGUUAAGCUAGGCUUGACCCUUGUUUUGUGGUUUCCCCAAACAGGCAUUAAACCUAGACAUGAGGAAUGCUUAACAAACCCAGAUUUUUUGAAUUACCCAAAUUAACCAAACGUGGCUCUGACAAUAUUAGCCUGUCCAAUAAAAAAAGGGUUUAAGUGCUGUACAUUCCUAUUGGGCAGUCCGAUACGGACAUUUUUCUUCAUUUUCAUUAAUUCAAGUUGGUCCUAAAUGCUUGGGUUAGAAAAUUUAAAAUUCCAUACGCCUCAGAGGCCUUGUGUUACCGGUUUGUUUUUAUCAAUGUUGUGGUGUUUUACAUGCGUGUAUUUAUUUGUGUGGGUGUGGCCUUCUGUUCUGUUUUGUUGUGUUGUUUUGGUUUGUUUGUUUGUUUAUUGUAUGCUUUUCAUUCCAGAUUGGAGCCUGACAACAGAAGUCCUCUGUGAUCUUUUGCACAAUUCCUUUAAUCACUGUGGUUGUAGCGUAUUCCAUAUUAUUUAUAUGAAAACGCCUUUCAGAGGGUUUUUCCUUUCCUUGUGUGCCUGUUUGUUAUCUGCUGUUCAUUUAGGCACCUGUAUUUGGGAGACGGUUACACUAACCCUGUGUUUUUUUUUUUAUGUUUUUCUUUUUCUUUUUCUUUUUUUUGUUUGGGGAAAAAGAUCUAAUUCUAGAAACAGGGUUCUGGAGUUGUUGCAAAUUCUCUUAACUAAAGCACAGAUUUAAAUUCUUUAAAUGUGAAAUUUCUGUACUACGCCGCUUUCUCAAAGGUGUAUUAGAAGUGUGCUGUGAUAUUAUGCAGCAGCAGCCUGUCCUGGAUGUAGCUCCCAAGGAAAACUUGUAAUGUCAUUAAAGGUGGGCGUGGCCUCGUUUGUUUUACCUGUUUACUGCAGCCAGCUGUUGCUGGCAUCGGUUAAUAUACUGAAUCUAAUGGACCAAGUUUUGGAGGGAUUUUUUGGGAUACUUGGUCUGGCUUAAUGGUUCUCAAAAAAAGAUUACAGUCCCAAUUUUUCUGGAUCUGCUAAAGGAAAUAGGAUGACCAAUCAAUCAGUGGGACUCUCUCUGAUGAAGACAGAUGGCGGCCAUUUGUAGUUGAUGUUUGGACUACCGAAGUCCUGCAAUGGAGGGGAGGGAAAGGUGUUCAGUUACUAAACUUACUAGAUGAUUAAAAUUACUGACAGACAACUUGCAUUAUAUCCAUGAUAUAUGCUUUUUUUUUCAAUAAACUUGAUAAAAAUAAUAUUAA
Messenger RNA from Astyanax mexicanus (Mexican tetra), 5424 nucleotides. RefSeq names its product STIM activating enhance (gene stimate). Gene Ontology annotation, biological process: activation of store-operated calcium channel activity. Bases 1656 to 2582 code for a protein of 308 amino acids. The record is from RefSeq and is a predicted model, not a curated record. The transcript is spliced from 8 exons. NCBI's taxonomy places the organism in Eukaryota, Metazoa, Chordata, Actinopteri, Characiformes, Acestrorhamphidae. Gene Ontology annotation, molecular function: calcium channel regulator activity. Gene Ontology annotation, cellular component: membrane; cortical endoplasmic reticulum.